AUGUCCUUGGAAGAAAAAGCUAUCAAGCCAACAGAGCACCACAAAAGGCCCUCAAAGGAGAAACUGGAAGAGCCAAAACAAGGAAAUAACCCUGCACAGAGGGAGGAUCUAAUGGAGAAGGAAGUCUUGAAACCUUACGUGCCACAAGCACCAUAUCCUCAAAGACUUAAGGGUGGUGACAAAGAGAAGAAGUACUCUAGGUUUCUAGAGAUAUUCAAAUCUCUGCAUAUCAACAUCCCCUUCAUUGAAGUCCUCCAACAAAUUCCUUCAUAUAUCAAAUUCAUGAAAGAGUUGCUGACCAAGAAGAAUCCCUUGAAAGGUGGACAGACAGUAGUGAUAACUAAAGAGUGCAGUGCCCUUAUCCAGAAGGACUUACCUACAAAGAAGAAGGACCUAGGGAGCUUCCAUUUCCCUUGUGCUAUAGGGGAUAUGAUGAUUGACAGAUGGUUUUGUGAUCUUGGAGCGAGUAUAAACUUGAUGCCCCUGUCUCUCAUGAGGAAGCAGAAAAUUAAUGAGUUGAAACCCACAAAAAUAAUCCUUCAGUUGGCUGACAAGACCUACAAAUAA
Arachis ipaensis is the source of this 567-nucleotide messenger RNA. NCBI's taxonomy places the organism in Eukaryota, Viridiplantae, Streptophyta, Magnoliopsida, Fabales, Fabaceae. The record is from RefSeq and is a predicted model, not a curated record.